Messenger RNA from Sardina pilchardus (European sardine), 972 nucleotides. RefSeq names its product phosducin-like 3 (gene pdcl3). Gene Ontology annotation, molecular function: protein folding chaperone; vascular endothelial growth factor receptor 2 binding. Lineage: Eukaryota; Metazoa; Chordata; Actinopteri; Clupeiformes; Clupeidae. Gene Ontology annotation, cellular component: cytoplasm. The record is from RefSeq and is a predicted model, not a curated record. Gene Ontology annotation, biological process: positive regulation of gene expression; angiogenesis; protein folding. Bases 91 to 804 code for a protein of 237 amino acids. The transcript is spliced from 6 exons.
GUCGGAAGAAAUUCGCUCACGGUCCUUCUCUUUCCGCGUCUGUUUAGGAGUAGAGCGUGAUUUCAGGAACAGACGAACAUAGUCUUCAAAAUGCAGGACCCUAACGAAGACACGGAAUGGAACGAUAUCUUGAGGAAGAAAGGCAUCCUUCCGCCCAAGGAGACGCCGAAAGAGGACGAGGAGGAGGAGGAGCGGCUGUUUCAGCAGCAAUCCGUCGUGAAGACGUAUGAGAGCAUGACUCUGGAGGAGCUCGAGGAGAACGAAGAUGAGUUCAGUGAAGACGACGAGGCCGCCAUAGAAAUGUACAGGCAGAAGAGGCUGUCGGAGUGGAAGACCAAUCAGCUGCAGAACGUGUUUGGGGAGGUGAACGAGAUCUCAGGACAGGACUACAUCAAGGAGGUCAACAAGGCUGGGGACGGCAUCUGGGUCAUACUGCACCUCUACAAGCAGGGGAUCCCAUUGUGUACUCUGAUAAAUCAGCACUUGAGUGCUCUGGCGCGUAAGUUUCCUCAGACCAAGUUCCUGAAGUCCAUCUCCAGCACCUGCAUCCCCAACUACCCCGACCGCAACCUGCCCACCAUCUUCGUCUACCGCGACGGAGACAUGAAGGCCCAGUUCAUAGGACCACUCGUCUUCGGAGGGAUGAACCUCAAAGUCAACGAGCUGGAGUGGAAGCUAUCUGAAUCGGGGGCGAUAAAGACGGACUUGGAGGAGAAUCCUCACAAACAGAUCCAGGACCAGCUCAUGACCUCGAUACGCUGCUCCGCCCCCAGCAAACACCACGACGACUCCGACGACGACUAAUGCUCCAUGCCCACCAUAAGAGUUACUGACUAACACACACACACACACACACACACACACACACACACACACACACACACACACACAGGAUGUGUGUGGACACUAUGGAAACGGUUUUGUAUGAAUCCCUAUAAAGUCGGUCCCAGAGAUAAAGGACUGUUUUCUGAA